This is a messenger RNA of Pelobates cultripes (western spadefoot toad), 23322 nucleotides long. The record is from the annotation of a GenBank genome assembly. NCBI's taxonomy places the organism in Eukaryota, Metazoa, Chordata, Amphibia, Anura, Pelobatidae.
GAACUCAGAACCAGUGUUGCAGGAGUAAUACUAGGGAGUUCUCAAGUUCUCCUAUAAGGCCCCUCCUUGCAUAUCCUAUAUGCAUGCCUUCGACAUCACUUCCCCGUCAUUAAUUAGGAUCUAAAAGUAUAAUUAUUGUCUAACAUCCCACGGCAUCCCCAGGCAUUUAAAGCAGGAUCCAGCCCCAGCCCAUGAAAAGUGCUUUGUACCAAGUAGAAGACACUAUAUUCCUUGUGGAUUGUUUGAAUGAAAGAAGGAGGAAUUGAGAUUUGCUAAUUUUUACCAUCUUUUUAUUAUACACUUUGAAAUGGGGACGCAGAAGGUUGUGAGCCUGUUGGCUUCUUCUGAAAGAGAAAAGACAAGCUUGGCGAUUAAAGUUGUUUUAGUGGUGUUUGUAUUAUUUACACUACUGAAUGCAGGUGGAACUCUAUUUAUUCUGUUGCAAUGGAGAGAGAUUUCUUCUAGACUUAGUGAUCUGGAGUCAUACCAGAGGCCAUCAAAAGAAGAUAUGUUAACCUCCCACCUUAGUCAGCUAAUUUCAGAGUUAAAAAAGCCAAACUCUGAAGACACUGCUCCACAGGUUUCCAGGAACAAAAGGAGUCAUCGUCACCAACAUCAAGACAACUUUAUCAGAGCUGAAAAUCAAGACAUGCUUAUGAUGAUGACAUACACCAUGGUCCCGGUAAGAAUGCUGAUGCUACUUAAUAAAGCAGCCUAAGGGUACUUCUGCUUAUUGUUGUAUAUCCCUUACUGUUACAGUUUAAACAAGCCUUAAUAGUCAUAAUCUUGAUGCAACCUUUAUGCAGCAUAGAAUUACCUGUAGAAGAAACCCCUGAAACAUCUAAAAGUUAGUAUUGUAUUGAACCCCUAAAAAAGGUUUAGAUGGAAAAAAAUAGUUAGUUAUUUUCUGUUACAAAGGUACUCAUGUGCAACACGAAAGUAACACAUAGACUGAUUAUGAAAGUAGACUCAUCCAUUAGUACCCUAACAUUAUUUAAACAAUUACUGGAGUCUGUUGCCAAAAUAGAUAGAAUUAUCAUAGGCCACAUCCUAAUUUCUGCUACUUAUCUGCCAUGAUACUGGAAAUCACCUAAUACCCCAUCACUGAAAGAAAUUUUAAAUUUAGUCUUGGACAAUAAAAUGCACGAAAUGUCUUAUGUAGACAAAUUCCAGUUUAUUUGUGCAACUUCAAUACAGUUGGAAUAAAUGGGAAAAUUGUGUUAAAGAAUCCUAUGAUUUAUAAUUGUCAUCUGCUAUUAUGAUAUGCUAUACACAAUAAUAUGUAAAUGCAAUAUUAUGUUCAUUGUUAUUAUGGAUGGAUAUCCUUCACCCCUUCCCACCCCCAUUAUUUUUUUUACGUUCCCCUUCCCUUUCCUUCCCCUAAUAGUAUGUUUUACUAUUCAUUAUUUUUUUUUCUGUAAAAUUUAGAAAAUCUUAUGAAAACUAUUUGAAAAGAAAUAACAGAGGCUUAUUUAUCACUUUUAUGUAAUUACCGGUAAAAACAAUCUCUGAAACAUUUCAGUAUUACAUUCAGAUUCAGGACAAAAUUUUAAAAGGAAUAUAAAUCUUUGAACUUUUUAACAAAGCCAAAGUAUUGAUCCAAAGGUUCUUAGUACAAAUAUUUAUCUAGAGUUGAAUCGCUCUCUGUCUGUCUAUUUAUCUAUCUGUCUAUCUAUUACUUUCCUUUCAGUAGCAUGUUGUAAAAGUAGUUUAAAGUUGUCAUGAUUGCAUCUCUGUACGGAAAUGUACCGAUAGAACUUUUUAAAUUUUGUUUGAGUAAUAUUUGAACAUGAAUUAGCAUAACAUAUGACUUUACAACUUGUAUUGAAAUAUUACAAUAUUAAAAGUAAAUGAACUUCAGGCAUCCGCUAGAAGUAUAAAAUAAUUCAAAAAAAUAAAACGAAACAAAAAAAUCUGAAAGAAAUUAAGCAAAAUGAAAAAGAAAACAAUUUUUUUUACUAUUCUUUUUGCUUCCUCUCCGUAUAUUUCAUCUUUUCUUUUUCUAUUCUUGCAAUGAUUGUUAUUAUCACACAUCAUGAUAAGCAGGAAAAAAAAUGUAAAACCAAGAUGAGCAUUGAGAGUAUAUAUGUUAAUAUCACACAAUAUAAUAGAACUAAUUUUAUUGCAUGAGAAGACCUUUAGGAUGUUGGAGCUGUGGCCUAGAGCCGCAAACAGGUUCUUUGUUUGGUACUUUAAUUAAAUGAGCUACAGUAACUCAUUUUGUGAAUUAAUAUGAUGUUAUCAGAGUUGCCAAACAUAAGUAUAACAUAAUUAAAACAAUUUAUAAUUUAUAUAUAUAUAUUAUAGAAGUACUUAAAAAAGGACCAACCUUCUAAAGUUACGCCAAAAUAGUGAAGAUGGAAACAAAUGUCUAAAUCGACUGGGGUGUAAGUUUCUUUGUGUUAGCUAUUUUGGGCUACAUUUUGCACACUGGUUCUAAAGUCAACACAACUUGCUAUUUAGUGAAUUAUGGUAGCCUUUAUUUAUGGAUUUUUGCAUUACAUUUCUUUGCGAUGUCAAAUUGAGACAGAAAGGCUAAAUCAUUUUAAAUGGAAGAAAAAAACAUAAAUAUAUUUUAUCUUCUUAAAGGCUUAAUAUAAAUAAUGUAAUAUCAGUUUGAUUGUUCUCAUUAAUUCCAAGAAUCACAUCCUUUCUCCAACUGUCUGUUUAGGUUCGGGUUAUGCUAGAUUUGUGCAACACUACAAAAGGAAUUUGUCUAACAGGUAUGUCUAAAUGUUUACUGCGUGUCCUACUUUUAUUCUGUUACAAGCAUACAAAAUUAAAUCAAAAAAUUCCGCUUAAGGUUUACUGCACUCUUUGAGAAAAGAUGAGCUACAAAAUCCUUGUUUCCUGGAAGAACCAGAGUAUAUAUUUGAUGUGUGCUAUGAAUACUGGAGUAUUUAACAGUAGUUUUAUCUCAUUAAUGCAUAAAUAUGCUGCUACUUCUGUAAUGUAAUGUGAAUUAAAUGCCUUAAAAUAACACACUUUUUCUUUAUUAGACGUGUUGCGUUUAAAAACAAAAAUACUAUCCCCUGUAUUUACAUUAAUUCCAGCUCCAGUAAUGUCUCCCUGCUGCAGCCCUAUGCUCCUCCAUUGUGUCAUGAAAAUAGAUAACUUUUAUCCAGUUAGAUGCUUCUCAUAGAGCAACACUGAGGACACAUGGAGCAUGUGUAGCAAUCUCCACAAACCACCAAUCCAGUGUCUCUUCCGAUAGAGAAGCAUUAGAUGCACACAUUUCAGAGCCUCUAGAGCAGGGUUUGGCAACCUUUGGCACUCCAGAUGUUGUGGACUACAUCCACCAUAAUGCUAUUACACCCAUAAUGCUGGCAAAGCAUCAUGGGAGGUGUAGUCCAAAACAUCUCGAGUGCCGAAGGUUGCCUGUGCCUGCUCUAGAGAAUCUGUUUCAGUCCAGAGCCGUUAACAAAAUGUAAAUAAUGUUGUUUAAAAAUGCACUGUUUUAAUUUAAAAGAUUGGAGAGGCAGUAUCUAUGGCCCAAAAUUACUUCAUUAAGAUGUCUCACUAGAGUGCCCACAUCAACGUUUUGCAUAGCACGAAGUAUACAUCUCUUUAUUGUCCAUCCUUAAUUGGCCAGGUGAAGGAAGGUAGAAAUCAAAUUUUCAUAUAUUUCGCAAUCCCUUAUUACCAGGGAAAAAAAUCUUAAACAAAAACAGCAUUUAUUCUUUCCUAUAAUGGUUACCAAUAAAUAAAGAGAUUAAUAAUAUUUUUUUUUCUUUACAGGACCACCUGGACCUCCAGGUAUGAAAUUCUAUUAUUUAAGUCUUGUAAACCUAAUUUUAUUUCAACAUUCAUUACAAUUUCCACACAGAUUCCAUUUGUAAAUGUGGUCUAAAUUAUGUUUCCUGCAAUCUUUUUUUUUUUUUUUGUAAUUCUUUAAUUUUGGUGCAUAUACGAAAGUACAAGCUGACAUGUAUUGCCACAACAGCAAAAUCAGACCUCUGCAGGCAUGUUAAAUCAACACAUUGUCAUGGCAUAAGAUUGGACUGCACAUUUUUUGUUAUAGUAAUAAUGUUCAUUUUGUUUAGUUAUAUUUAACAGAGCUAUUGAACUUAAUAAAAACAGUAAUUAACAGGUUUUUUCAGGCUAGUCUCGCUUAUCCGUCAGGGUACUUCUACUGGAUCAGAUACUGUGCAAUCUAUACUGUCAGUGACAGGUAGUUAAAUGACAGAAAGUAGGACAUGCAUGUACGGGGCUGAACAGACCGGUUGUAGGCGCUUACGACAAGGUAUGAUACCUGUCAAUAGGGAAUCAACUGAGAGAUAAUACGUGCACUUUGCUUCCUGACAGCAGGCAUGAGAAAAGGAAAUGAAAACAAAAAAGCAAAUCAAAGUUAAAGUAGGUUUGGUGACAAAGGCAAGUAUGCUAAGCAAAGUGGCAUGACUAGUGUUUGCAUAAAAACUGAGGAAAACAUGCCACAGUGAAUAAAGAACCCUGGGCCCCCGAACAGAGACUCUCAUUCCAGUGGAAAGGUGAACGUGACCCUGAUAAUUACUACUCAGGAGUCAGAGAGGAGGCAACCCCAGUCCUCAUGCAGAGAGCAGCCAACUCCCAUCACUGGCAGGACACAGGAUAUGUGCAGAGACUUCGUAGUGAUCCGCAGCUAUCGGGGCUUCAUGGGACCAUACAAGCUUGCAGCCUGAUUACCUCGGGAACCGCUUUGCCAUUUAGAUGAUCUCUGCACAAAGUCCUCAAUGUCGAUUGGUAGGAUCCCAAGCCGGGUCUCAGGAUAGGUAAGUUGCUCAGAUGAUAUCGUCCAGAGUUGCCCGCUGUGAGCAUCAAGAGCCCUGAGGGGGGGUCACCUUCUCCACAGAGUGCCGGUUAUUUUAUUAAGACCUAUCAAUUCCCAUCAUAACUUUAAUCUUAACUUCUACUAUGACAUUAACCUGGAAACAAUUGACGUCAGACUAUUUACAUUAUUUAAUAUAAAUAUGGUUGCUCCUUAUAUAUUGGUGAUCUGUGGAACAUAUAUAAUGAUAUAAUGUACACAGAUCUGGAAUAGAUUUUCUUGUAAUUUUUAGCCUUCCUAAAAAAUGGCUAAUUUUAGUACCAAGUUGUUUGUGAUCUACAUAUCCCAUAAACAAUUUUUGCUUCAAGUUAGAUAUGCAUUUUGGGAAAUAUAGCUCACGGACAUCUGAGUGUCAGGGUUAGUCAUCACUGCUUUAGGACUAGCUGCACUAUAUAAUGUCAUAUAACAUUUGACUCAAGGAUCCCAUUGCUGGUCUAUCAUGACUAGCUACAAUUAACUCUGUUUUGACAUUUGGCCAAGAACUUUGCCAGAAGCUCCAGGAACACUCUGGGCACCAACAUAACAAGUGUAUUUGAUAGAUUUUGGCCUCAUGUUCAUGCUGUAUUUUUCUCCUACAUUCAAAUCUCUUCCUAAAAAAAAGUAUUUACGGUUUUCUGCAGUGUAACCCGAAACUCUUAGCUAUAUCCCCUAAAGUAACAUCGUUAUUAGACAUACUCUGGGUCUCAACAAAUGAGAGAUUUGUUUAAACUGAACUACUGACAUCACUCUGCCCCACAGCAAAUCAAUGUCCUCUUAUUAUCUACCACAUUUCCCUUAGUCAUUGAAAGACAUAUAAGAAGAGGACAUUUUGGAUGUGGGGAAAAAGGGGGUUUAGUCAACCCUGUCGGCAGGUCAGCUCACACCAAUCUUUUAUUGGCUUAGACACACUGUUACUGUUUACCUUCCAUUAAGGAAGACAUUCUUAAAAAAAGGGAAGCUGUGGCUAAGGUGGCAGGAUUACUCUGCCAAAAGCUUUAAAACAUUUUUUUUAAAGAAAAUUUAAAGAGUUUUGAACAGGGAGAAAAAUACAUUGGGAGAAAAAAAAUCCUUUUUGGAAUAUACAUUAAUUCUAAUUGAGAUAUUUAUCAAAGUACCUAAUAACUCUCUUGGGUCACCAGAUUCCAUAAUUCCAUAAAAUGAAAAGAACAUUGUCUGGUAGUUAAUCUUCUGUAGACGUGAUUGCAGCUUUACAUAAGUAUUCAUAUUUUUAUUUCAUAUAUUUAUAUAGGGCUUCCUGGGAUCGAUGGGAUUGAUGGAUUACCAGGGUAUAACGGCUCAGAUGGCUUGCCUGGUAUACCAGGGCUGAAAGGAGACCAAGGAGAGAAAGGAAGGAGAGGAAAAAUGGGUAAUAUAUUACAAAUCCAUAGAAAAUUCAUCAGAAUCAUGUUUAACCCCUUAAAAAGAUAUUCUUUCAUACACUAAAGAUCAGUCAUAGGCAACCUUCGGCACUCCAGAUGUUUUGGACUACACCUUCCAUGAUGCUUUGCCAGCAUUAUGGGUGUAAGAGCAUGUUGUCCACAAUAUUUGGAGUGCAGAAGGUUGCCUAUCCCUGCUAUAGAUCAACCACACACAAAACACCACAAGUCUUAUAUAUAUUAGACUUGUUUAUAUACAUUUAAGUAUUAUAUUACAAGAUUAUGGAUACAGUCUUAGAUAGAAGCAUAAUGUGCAUUUAGUAGGUACGUCAAUGGUUUGAAUGCAUGGCUAAACACACCUCUAGUCUUCCUGACAGCUACCGUAGGUGCUUCUGCACUCAUUACUGAGAUUGACUCGGGUUUUGUAAUGUUCAAAGCAUUUGAUUGGAUGCUUGCGUCAGUCGCUGCACAUGUACUUCUUGUCUCAAGGCAAUGAAACAACACCUGCCAUAUGAUAUUGCUGGAAGAGGAGCUAGAGGCAGCACUGAGUGAGUCUGAGCGCAGGAAAAAAGAGAAGUAAAAACCAUUAUUCCUUUUUUUUAUAUGUUGGGUGGAAGGCUCUUGUCCAAAUAUUGAGGAGACAUGAUAGCAUUAGGAAUAAAUGUUUAUAUACAAUAAUUUUGUUUGAAACAUACACUAGUACCAGGCUCCCAUAGCAACAAAAUGUCCAAAAUGAUCGGGUCUAUAUCAAAAUCGCAAGAAUGAUACACGAAAAUACAAAUUUUCAUGCAGCUGAUGUUUCCAAACACUCAGUGGUAGAAGAAUAGCUGUUUAGAUCCACGUUUAUUUUUGCCCGACUACAAAACCUGAAUGGUCCAAACUAAUGAAAAAUGUUCUUUAGUUAAAUGAGUACUGUAUUUGUACUGCCAAAAAUAGGGAUUGCAAUAGCAAUCAUUUUCAUUGUAUAUUAUGGGGGAAUCAUCCAAUAAGUUAUGCUUAUUUCUUUGUUAGGGUACAGAAGCGCACUACUGAUCAUGAAUAAGGAAAAAGUUACAAUGCUCGAAAUUAGUCAUCUGGUCUAUUAUUAUCUUUAUUUUAUUUAUUUGCUAAAUUUCAGCAAAAUAAUUCCUCCUUUCCCAAUAUGUAGAAAGCAUUAUUAAAGUAGAUUAGCACUGCUAGUUCUAGGGAUAUUACGGAGAUAUUUUCUCUUACAUACCAAGCCAAACUGUUCAAGUAAAAAAUAGAUCUACGCCUAAACUUACACUCAUUAUAGGUGGGUAUAUAUCUAGAAAAAUGUCUCAUGCCAAAUAAUUUUAGGGUGUUUGUCCAUGUCCAUUUACAAUUUUAGUAUUUGAAUAUAUAGUUUUUUUGUUUGUUUUUUAACAAAUUGCCCCAUAUGUGAUCUUUAAAAUCUCUAUUGUACAGGAGAUCCAGGAAUAAAGGGAGAACCAGGAGAGAGGGGAGAAAAGGGAGACUCUGGUGAAUUUGGUCCCCCUGGCAAAGAUGGCAUGGCAGGCAUGACGGGUGAAAAGGGAGAUAAAGGAGACAAGGGAGAUCCAUCCAAUGAUGUAAUUAUUGAAGGUGGGAUAAAUUUACCAAAAACUUUUUUUUAAUUUUUUUUAUGAAUAUUGUAUCUGUUUAUUGGUUAUAAUAAAAUACACAGAACCGUACAGAAUCAGAAUGAAACCAUUUUCAUUAAAAUAAAUAAUUAAAACAUUUUACGCUUAAAAUAAAGAUAAAAAUAAGGACGUUCUCUCUAUAGAAACAGUGAAACGUAAAGUAAAUGAUACUAAAAAAAUGGAGAGGCUUUCUGCACUUGUUCACGACAUCACAAAACACUUCAAUAAAAUAUGGGACAUUUGGCUAUUUGAAUUCCCACUCCUCACAUAGUAAGACUCUUUGCGGAACAGUAACAUGGGCAGGUCACCAGGGAAGCCUUCUUCAUUGCCCCCUUCCCUUUUUUCCCUAACCCCCUCUUCCUCUCCCCUUCGUUCUACUGGCAUUGGCAAUUGAUACCCAAUCAUGAACACACAGGUGACUAUGGACGACCACGAUAACUCACCAUUCACCUCUCACAUAAAAGGGGCCAAAAACACAACCUCUACCCAUGGGUCUGUAGAGAUAGAUACUGCAACAGACCCCUCAGGCAACAUGACCGGUUACCUCCAUUACAGGGACCGCUUCCUAGCUGGAACAGGGGAACCGAUAGGGGAACUAGCUCUCAGUCCUUACAAGGACUUUCCCCGCUGCAUCUUCCCGCAGCUGUUACAAGCUGGCCCAGGGAUUAACCCUUUCUCCCCCCCAGGGCCCUGCCUAGGCUAAUUCGUUUUGUUUCUGGGCUUCUGGACGGCUGCCAGGGCCUCGCUCUGGAACCAGGGGUAUUAUUAAUUUCCAGAUUAUCAGGUUUGAGCAGAGUCUAACUGCCCUCAGGCCCGCACCUCUGACCUUAUUCGUUUCUGGGACCCUGCACGGCUGCCAGGACCCCGCUUGUGUACCAUGGGUGAGCAGAGGCUGCCUUCCCUCUGCCCGGAGGCCCGCACCUCCACAUCAAGUCAUGUUCCAGACCCUGCAAGACAGCCAGGGUCGGGAACCAGGGGAAGGGGAGAGCAGAGGUUGGCUGCGCUCUGCUCGGAUGCAUCCUUAAGGAAGGAGUAGCGGCGGCCGAAGCUUCGCCUGCUACCCGCUGUCCAGACCAUAGCAGGUUGCUGGGGUCAGCCUCAGGAAGAGUCGGGAAACCCAACUGGUGAUGGAAGUCUCAUCCACUACACCAGCAGUACCAGUGAUUAUCUCUCCCGAUAACUCACACUGCCGCUGGGGAAAAAGACUGAUUGUCUCCGUUCCCUGGACUUCACACUGCUGCUGGGGAAUGAGACCGGUUGUUUCUGUUCCCUGGACCUCACACUGCUGCUUUGGAGGAAGGACGGAACACUCCUGGACCUCACACUGCCGGACGAAACUCGACCAGCUAUACAGGCAAACAUAGUCUCGCUCAAGUUCCCACUCCAAGGUAGCCAGGAAAGUCAGGUCUGGCUGCAGCUCUGCUAUCUUGGUAAGGUCGAAGCUGCCUUCUCGAUGCUCUUUGGAUGUGCCAGAAGCAGGAACCAUCUGGGUCUCCGAACGCCAUAUCCUCAAAAGCCUCCCACAGCAGACCAGGGCCAUCGUAGUUCUCUCCCUCAAUGCCCUCAGGCCAGUUCAACCAUGCAUGCCACUUCAGGGCCUGGUAAGAUUCAUCCAACUGCACUUCGAUCUCGACCAGCCUCUCCAGUUCUAUCACCCAUUCCUCUAAGGGCUGGUCUCCCAGGUACGGCAUCCGCAGCUCUAGUUGCUCCCAAUGGCGCUGGUCGGUGACCGGAAGUUCCUCGCACCGGGAAUGGUCGUGUUUCAUCGAGGUCUUCCUUCUAGAGAUUGGUCCGGAGCGCCAUCCUCCAUUCUGGUAUGCUCAAACAUCCUGUAACCUCUGCUGAAGCCUUUCGUCGAAGUGGGAUACUAUCCGACGGUACAGGCCCUCCAUAUCCCCACUGCCCAUAGGUGGGUUUCCCCAUGGCUAGGAAGCCAUCCCAUUACUUGCCACCACUUGUAAUGGACCCCUCUGGCAACCCAACCGGUUACCUUUGUUACAGGGACCACAUCCAAGCUGGUACAGGGGAACAAGGACUUUCCCCGCUGCAACUUCCACCAGCUGCGACAAGCUAGCCCAGGGUUAACCCAUCCCCCCCUCCCCCUGUAACUGGACAACACCUUGUUCUGGAGGUACAACUUUCUGACAAUCUUCAUUAAAACACACAGCAUUUAUGCAUAGCCCCACUGGGUUUCCAACACAACAUUACAUGGUCAUCCCUCCCAUGAUCCUCUGAGUCUGAAAUGGGGUUAAUUGAUUGCAUGGAAUGUCCUAGCUUACAACCCCAGUUCCUCUUUGAAGCUUGGACUCCAGCAAAGCUAUUCUGUAGGGUAUGGGAAGUCACACAGCAGUGUCCUGGAAAGUGAGCUCAUAUCUGCCAUAUGUCUUGCUUGCCUCUAAGAUAGGAAGUCUUUUGAUAUGGUAAUAAUCAAGACUUCCAGAAACAGGAGACCCGUGAUUCAAUAUUAUAUCCAAAAGAGACAUUUGCUUAACCCAAUUAUCCUCCAGGCACUAGAGUUACAGAUCACAAAACAUAAACUAUUAAAUAUACAUCCCACAUAUAGGAAUCCCAAAAAGAAACCAGGAAAAUCACACAAACCAAGCCUUUUCACAUGUUUUUUACAGGGCCCAUAUGUAGGCAUGGCACUCAGUGAUGGCGUUUCGUCACAGAUACCUACCCCUCCCCUGAGUUAACAGACCUGACUAUUGAGAUGGGUGGAAAUCUGGAAAAUACAUUUGUUCUCUGACAUAUAAUAUGCCUACCCAACUUCGCUGAGCUAUGGAGAACCAAUGUACUACUUUCACAGUUGCAAAGUUCCCCAGUUUCCAGUGUUGUACAGUCUUAAUUUGCUCACCUGUAUGUAAACACCAGUACAAUCUGUUGUACAAUGUUCCCACUCAUGUGUAUAACUAUCACUUUUAACCUUAAAGUCCCUUUUCAUUAUGUAACUCUUCUCUCGAAAAAAAACAAAAAAUACCAAAAAUAAAGAAUUUGUAAAAAAAAUUAACUGUCCUCAAAACAAAACACUAAGCCUUCAGUGAAUACUAUUCUAGCAACCUACUUUUCUACCCUACCCUUACCUUUUGUGCCACUUUACCCCACUCCCUCUCGCAUGUAAGCUCAUUGAGCAGGGCCCUCAACCCCUCUGUUCCUAUGCGUCAAACUUGUCUGGUUACAAAUACAUGUCUGUUAGUCCACCCAUUGUACAGGACUGCAGAAUUUGUUGCCGCUAUAUAAAUAAUAAUAUGUGCAUUCCUUAAUAGUAUUGAUUACAGAUUCAUAGCUGAGGUCUUUGAGCUGUUGGAUUAUGGAGUUGACAUUUCCAACCCUCAAUUCACACUGAAUCUAUACUCCUAUUUAGAGAUAGAUUAGAGAUGGCAGCAUGGAGACCUAAACGGAAAAGGCUGACAUGUUUAUUUCCUUAGGGGUAAAUGUAGAAGGUGGAGAUCAAAAAUAUCUAAAUGUGGCUGCUCUAAAACAAGUGUUAGCCAUAAUUCUUGCCAAGUUAGCAGCAUGAAAACAGAUUGCUAUAUAUCCUGUUGCUUUAUAAACGAGUCACCGUGUAUUCUAGGUAUGAAAGGAGAGAUGGGUCCCCCUGGUCCACCAGGCCCCCCUGGUCCGCCGGGACCUGAAGUACCUGUAGGAAGAAAAAAAGCAAAGUUGCAACAAAAGACCCCGCAGGACCCAAAUAAAUGCACUGGUAAGUAACUUGUUCAUUUUGUGCAUAUUUAAUUUUUAUUAUAAACUAUUAUUUUAGUAUAUGUGUGUCCGUAACAUGAACAAUGAUAAGAUAAAAAGAUGUUUGCCCCAGGGGUCCAAACGAUAAGGCACUGGACAUGGGUUCGGGCCCCUUCUGAAGUGUUUUCACCUUCCUGAGGUCCUAGAUGGUAAAAGUGAAGCACCUCUGAAAAGUCUAGGUUGUAUAGAUGUAACAGUGGAAUCUUGCAAAAGAUUCAAAAUCCACAACACCAUAAACUAUCCCCUCUUAUAAUACUAAAUUACUCAAACCCGCACUUGUACUGUUAGACUGAAAUAUGGAAAUUCAAACUGUAAACUUUAGCUUUCACUAAAACACCUCAACAAUUCACUGUGCUGCUUUCAGCUAAAUCACAAUCUAAUGAGACAAUCACAAUCUCUAAUGAGACGGAAAGAGAUUACAAAGUAUAUGAGACAAAUACAGCAAUUAUACGUUUAUACAAAAAUUACCAAAUGCUCUUCAAUCUCUUAACCUCCACAUUACCAGCUAAUUUACUUAUAUACCUAAAUAAUGUAAUGGGGUAAAAACAGGGUGUCCUAGUGUACCUUCAGCAAUUUAUAUUUGAAAUUUGUCAGCAGACAGCUUCGUUAUGGUUUUUGAGGCAACAGACGGGCGGACACAGCGGUUUCUGAGAUUCUGAAAAUCCCAUGUAUUACAGAAACAAAGAUGUAACUGUAGAACUGUAGAAAGAACAGACAGAUUGUGUGAUAUGUGUGAAUUUUCACCUCCUUUAUUGAAUACAUAUGACAGGAUUAGAUUUUAUUAGUAUAUCCUUUUUUAGGAUUUCUUAAAAAUUGAACUGUCUACUGUUUAAUUAUUAGCACAAUUCAAAGUAUGUUUUAUUUAUUUAUAAAAUAUUUUACCAGGAAAGAUACAUUGAGAUUUCUCUCGUUUUCAAGUAUGUCCUGGUAUAAUCAAGCCAGUGCCAUAGAUAUAUAUAGAUAUAUCACAUCUUAGUGUCCACACCUUUAUCAGUUAUAAACUUAUAUCAUUCAAAAAUGCUAAUUAAAAUUAUCGGACAUAUAGAAUAACCUGGUUCUUAAAAUAAAACAUAAAACAGAGAAUAUGAGAACUCUGAGAAUUGAGAAAAGCUUAGAGAAACUCAGUAGCUUGCCCUUUGGUAAAUCUCUGCUCAGGUCUCAAAACAGCUUUUGCUCACAGACCAGAACUGAAAUGAUGGCAAGUUUUCAGAGUUCUCAUAUUCUACGUUUUUGUUGCAAUGCAUUUGCUUGGGUUCUCACUAAGCUAAAACAGUAAUAUAGAUGUAGACCUCAUGCUCACAGUGCUUAGAAGGGUGUCCUUGCUGAGAAGGCCUAAAGGAGGCUGUAACGAACCUCUGGGUUUGCUGUAUCUCUCAUGCAAGGGAUCUUUCUGGCAUUUCGGUUCUGGAGUGCCCUUAUGGGUGGAAUCAGUCUGAUAUGCAAAUGGUAUAGGUUCCCUUUGUAAUGGCACAAGUAAGCAACCAUGUUGAGUUGAGAGCGACGACUUCCUGAAGGGCAAGCUAUUGAGUUUUGUGUUAAUUUUGGCGGCAAAUUUCAGUUUAGUUUUAGCCAUAGUCUUUUGACUUAAAAGUCAUUUUAGUUUUAGUCGUAUUUUAGUCAUCUGAAUUGUUUUAGUUUUCCAAUAGAUUUUAGUCGAAUAAAUCUCCAGUAGUCUCUUUAGCCCCUUUCCCUGUCCCUCUCUGCAGUGUUAAUUUUGGCGGCAAUUUAGUUUUAGUCAUAGUCUUUUGACUAAAAAGCCAUUUUAGUUUUAAUCAUAUUUUAGUCAUCUGAAUUGUUUUAGUUUUAGUCAACUAAAUCUAAAAAAUUUUAGUCAACUAAAUUUGACUAAAAUUGUUAGUUGACAAAAUGAACACUGAUUGAGUUUCUCUAAGCUUUUGCCCCUUCACAGAGAUCUCAUAUUCUCAGUUUUUGUUGCAAAAUAUAACAAAGUAGGCAAACAAAGGGUUACUAUUACUACUGUGUAUAUGUUUAUAUGAACGAUAUCAAGAUACACUCCCUAAACCCAAAUACACACAGAUCAUUGAUGUUAGGCUGCUGUCACUGUCCUUGACUCUUCCACUCAAACAGAUAACGUCUUAAAAGAAACCAUUUUUUUUAUUUUUUUCAUUGCAUUGCUCAGAGUACAGCUAACCAUAACAAGACUUAUACCAGUGAAUAAAAUUGUGAAAAUAAAUCUAAAAUAAAAUAAAAAGCAAUAAAAAAUAAUAAAAAAAUAAUAUAUAUAUAUAUAUAUAUAUAUAUAUAUAUAUAUAAAGGCAAAGUAAAAGUAUAAAUGAGUAAUUGUGUUCUCUAUGAAUGAAACAGAAAUUAAAUUAAAAAAUAAAUAUUACCCUGGCAUAUAUUCUAUAAUAUAUUUUUACAUUUGUAAGUAUAAUAGGCUUAUAAUGGUACAAUCAUUUCCCGGCAUCCUAAUAUCUAAAUAUUUGUGCAGAAAACACAUGGGAUAGGGCUGGUGCACAUUUCUUAUGAUUAUAAUAAUAUAUAAUAAUCUAUUUAUUAAUCAUUUUCUAAUAUAUGGAAAAAUUAGAGCCACCUAUUAAACAUUUCCUACCUUGAUAUUCACUAUAACCUAUAGUUCACUAAACAAAUACAGCUUACACAAUACUGUUUUACGGGGUAUUAAAUCUCAAAUAAAGGUUAAAUUCAAUAAACAAGCAUUAUUUAAAAGGAGGGUGUUUGACCAUUACAUAGCAAGUACUACCAACCCUGAAUUAACAGAUAUUCUUGAGUCUACAAUCCUGGGCAUCAUGUACUGGUUUAAAAUUGAAUUUUCUAAAUCUCCAGGCAUUACCGCAAGCAAAAUAAAAAGUCACCAGGACCUCCUAAAUAUUGCUCUAGGCCUUUAUUUACCACAACGCAACCUCUAUUUAAACUCGCCAAAUUAACUUAUGGUUAAAAACAUCAAAUGGCCAUUUUUAAAUUUGUUAGACAUUUUAAAGUAUUUGUAUAUGGUAUAGAUGGCAACAAAUGCUCAAUAGUCAUACCAUGCUAACUAGGUCAUUAUUGAUUUGGUCAACAAAUAAUUUUAUUUACAAAUGAUUUUUACCACAUUUUAGGUGAGCUGUGUACAGUAGCAAAUGAUGACACCAUGGUUGGAAAAUCAAAUGAGAAAAACAACGCACAGCCUUUGAAACAAGGAGGUAAAAAUACCGACUGAUGCAUGUCUAAGAUAUUUGAGAAGAUACAUGUUGAGUUGACAUAAGUUCUCUUCACUUCUAGACUGCACUAUAAAAGCAAUAGAUAAUCCAACUCACAUUGCCAAAGUGAAAGAUACAUUUGGAGCAUGGAUGAUGGACUCUUCAAACAGGAGUGAUGAUAGGAUUUGGAUUGCCGGGCAUUUUUCAGGUAACGUGCUGUUGAAUUUAUAGCCCAAUAGAUUGAGAUAUUCUGACGUUUUCUUAUGAGAUAAUGAAGUGGUGUAAAACAGACAUUUGCAUAGUAAUCUAAGUUAAAAACAUUAAGAUGUUGUCUGUUGAAUAGCUUAGAGCCUAUCUAGAGAUGUGCUUUCUGGAGUUUUGUGGAGAAAUCACAAUUUCAUAUCUUAUACAUAUCAUCAUGGUAACAGUUGUUAGUGAGAAAUAAACAUCCCAUUGUUAUGAAACUAUCACUUUUAGCAUUAUUGGAUCAAUAAGAUUGUACUCUUUUGUUUUGUUAAGAUCACAAGUUUUGGCGAUCACAACUCAGUCGAAGAGAAGUUAUCAGAACCUUACCAUUGAAAACGUAGUGGUUUCAACACUCAAAGGACUUGUUCAUGCUUUUAAUACAUAUAAACAAUACACAACAUAGUCCUAACUGUGUGGCAUGAGCAGAAUAAACACCUUAAGGAAAGGCAAACAGUGUCCCUACACAAUAAUAAUAAGAAUAUGUUUGUGUGCAUUUCUUAAUAGUAUUGAUUACAGAUUCAUAGCUGAGGUCUUUGAGUUGUUCGAUUUCACAAUAAACCAUGCAACAUUUGUUUUUCUAGUAAUGUAAUGUAGCAGGGUUACUUAUUAUUAUUAUUAUUAUGAUAUUUAAGGAGCGUCGUCAAAUUCCGCAGCGCUUUACAAUGGGUGGACGAACAGACAUGUAGUUGUAACCAGACAAGUUGGACACACAGGAACAGAGGGGUUGAGGGCCCUGCUCAAUGAGCUUACAUGCUAGGGGGAGUGGGGUAAAAUGACACAAAAAGGUAAGGAUAUUAUUAGACUAGUGACAGUUGCAGAAGAGGAAUCAGUCAGGAGCUAUUAACAGUUUAAUUGAUACGCUUUUAUGAAGAAGUGGGUUUUUAACGAUUUUUUUGAAGGAGUGGAGACUGGUUGAGCAUCUAACAGAGAAGGGAAGCGAGUUCGACAGGAAUGGUGCAGCCCUUGAGAAAUCUUGAAGGCGAGCAUCAGAGGUGGGAGUACGGACAGAAGAUAGACGUAAGUCUUCAGCAGAUCGUAAGACCUAGAUGGGACAUACUUGUGUAUAAGGGAGGAUAGAUAGGUGGAAGCAGCAUUAUGUAGAGAUUUGAAAGCAAGAACCAGAAUUUUAAAUUGAGCUCUAUAUUUUAUAGGAAGCCAAUGUAGGGACUAACAAAAGGGUGAGGCAUGGGAGAUGCGGGCGGACAGGAAGAUGAGCCUCGCCGCCGCAUUCAUUAUGGACUGUAACGGCGCAAGUUGGGAGCACGUAAGACCACUGAGAAGCGGAUUACAGUAGUCAAGGCGAGAAAGGACAGUGGAAUGGACCAACACCUUAGUAGCAUCUGGCGUUAAGUAGGGGCGGAUGCGCGCAAUAUUUUUGAGAUGGAAAUUACAGGAUUUGGCGAUAGAUUGAACAUGAGGCUUGAAGGAGAGGUCGGAGUCAAAAAGAACACCUAGGCAGCGAGCCUGCGUGGUGGAGCUGAUGGUAGCACUGUUGACUUGGAGGGAGACAGACACAGGAGUAACAACACUUGAGGGAGGAAAGACCAGAAUUUCAGUUUUGGUCAAGUUUAGUUUAAGGAAGUGGGCAGCCAUCCAGUUAGAAACAGCAGAGAGGCAGUCAGAGACACUAGCCAAGAGGGACGGGGAGAGAUCAGGAGAGGACAGGUAGAUUUGCGUGUCAUCUGCAUAGAAAUGAUAUUGGAAACCAAAGGAGCUAAUGAGUUUACCAAGGGAGGCAGUAUAGAUGGAGAACAAUAGGGGACCAAGGACUGAACCUUGGGGGACACCAACAGAGAGGAGUUGGGGAGAAGAAGCAGAGCCGGAGAAAGAAACACUGAAAGAGCGCUGGGAGAGGUAGGAGGAGCACCAGGAGAGAGCAAUAUCUUGUAGACCAAUAUUGCGGAGGAUGAGAAGAAGCUGUUGAUGAUCAACAGUGUCAAAAGCCGCAGACAGGGCAAGGAGAAUUAGGAUAGAGUAGUGACCACGAGAUUUUGCAGCGAGUAGAUCAUUGGAUACUUUGGUCAGUGCAGUUUCCACAGAGUGCUUAGCGCGGAAACCAGACUGAAGCGGGUCUAGCAGAGUUGGACUCGAGGAAGUCUGUCAAUCUCACAUACACAAUUGUUUCAAGGAUCUUGGAUGCAAAAGGCAGUAGCGAGAUAGGACGAUAGUUGGAUGGGGAGAUAGGGUCAAGAUUGGGCUUCUUUAGAAUUGGGGUUACAGUUGCAUGUUUGAAGGGUAAUGGAAAUAUACCAGAGGAGAGAGAGAGAUUGAGAAUUUUAGUGAGAGGUGGAGAAAGAGAAGAAGACAGAGUACAGAUGAGAUGCGAGGGAAUUACUUGAAGUAAUCAUGCUGCUUGGACUAUGUGUGUGUACAGUUUGAGUAUGAAAUGCUUCACAUACAAAGAUAUUUAAGGAUGCUGCCAAUUCUGUGAAUAUUGCAAUGCACAAAAAGUCAUUAAUUGGCUGAGACCACCCAUCUGUCAUUAUCAGCCAAUGAAUGACCUAUGGGAUUGGCAUACAGCUUUGGUAGCUCUGAAGAAGCCAGAUCACCUGAGAGAGACCAAGGUAAGAGGGCAGAAUAUUGCAAAACAGUUUGUCCCGUUAGCAGGGAACAGGUCCAGGGUACUUCUCACAUCAACACCACUGCAGUAGUCUAUAUACACCUUUCACUGACUAGCUAGAUCAAUACACUUGGCUCUCUGUAACCAUCAAGCUGUGAUCAAUAACCCCCUCAAACCUAUAAUUAAAAAAAAAAAAAAAAAAACCAUAGGCUCAAUUUUUUUCUCUUUAACCUAUAUUGUUCUGUCGUCUUACCUUACAUUACAUUUGCAUUAUAAAUUAUUAAAUCAUGGUUUAUAAACAGUUUUAAUGCAAUCACAUUUGAAAAUGUACAUUUCUGGCAAGAAAAAAAAAAAAAAGGUUUGUGAAGUUUGGGAUGUGAUGGCUUUGAUAAAUGCCAGACGGUAUGUCAGAACAUUCAGUUCCAGAAAAACCAGUAAUCUACUGGCGAACUGUAAAUUAGGUCAUUGUCACCUGCAUGACCACAUUCUACUUCAGCUGGAUGCUCAACUAGUAGAGUAUCUGAAACUUCCAUUCUCUCUUGACAGAAUGUCCAAACUUGGCCAACGUUGGGCAUCCCUAGGUUAAUCUAAAAUAUUCUCCUUGUAUAUCUGUCAGGAAAGCAGUGAGAGAUUAAUUGAUGUCCCACUCACAACAGACACAAGUACAUUUCAUAUUAACAGAUGUAUUUGUCAGUAAACACAUCUGUGUACCAUAUCAAAUAUACUUUUGUAAAGCAAUUAUAUCCUGAAGACUCUACCAGAGAGACUUACCCUGUACAAGUAUAAAUUAAUAUGCAAUAUCAUACCUUUCUAUAAUCCUUACCAAAUCAUUAUGCCUAGACAGCUAGCAGCUAUAUACAAGGUCACGUCACUUGAUUAAACAAUGAAAGCUGAAAAAUACAUUAUAAAAGAGAUUUCUUUUCUGAUACAACAUUUUUUAAUGGUUUAACGAUAAUGGAAUUCCAAAAGACAAACUCCAGCUUUAUUUGCCCUAAAACAUGCAAUCUCCUUCUCAAUUCUCACCGAUUUGCAGUGAAUAAACACCAACAAUUAGUCACAAGGUUUUUCCAACCAGGAUUUAAGUUUAUUAAAUAUCAAUGUUCCAUUUUAUAUGCUUCAUUUGGGAUUUUUUUUCUCCCAUUUCAGCUUUUGAAUGAACUAUUUGCUAUGUAUCUCUCAACAGGUCUUAUUCUGAAACAAUAUGAAAAUUUGACAGAGCUUCUGAAUGAUAAUUACAAGUCCAUUAAACUGCGUUGGUUCUAUCAUGGAUGCGGACAUAUAGUUUAUAAUAAAUCACUAUAUUACCACAAAGGAGGAUCUGAUACAAUUGUUAGGUAAUUAUUAUUAUUUUUUUACUGAAAAAAAAAAAAAACAGGAUGAAAAUGAGUUGCCCAAACUGUUUUAAUUAUAACAUUUACGUGAUAAAAAUAUAAUUAACUUCAAAUGUACAAUAUUAUAAACGCCAUGUGAAAUGUAAUAUUUGAUUUUUUUUUCUGUCACAAAUACUACACAUAAUUACAUAUAAUUGAAGCUUACACAAUACUUUUACAUAUUUAGAAGCUUAUCAUUAAGGUAGAUAUGAGUGGGAAGAUGAGUGGGUUGCAUAAAGUGGAAAAUUCAGUAAUAAGCAGAGCAUUAACCAUCUAUCACUUCACAUAUUGUACUAAUAAAAUAAAAUUAAAAAAAAAAACAAAAAAAAAAAAAACAUAUAUUCUCUAUCUUUUCCUGAUAAGACACUAUAUUCCAGGAUGCACUUAACCGGAUUGGCUGCUCUUGUUAAAAGCUUUGUAACUUCUUUUAGAACUGGAACAGAUGGGACAUGGACCCAGGUUUAGAAAAAUGCUGAAAAUGUUUACAGCUUAAUAAUAGGAGGUUAUAUAUAAAGAGUGAUUUGGGAUAUAGUUCGAAAAAUGGAUAACUCAACAUUCUAUUGGUUUCCAUGACGAUUUUUUAAAAACUUUUCUCGACAUGCAUAACAGCCAGUGAGUGUUCACACCAGGUAAGGUAAAAUGUAUCGUACAAAUUCAUGGGGUGUUAACUAAACCAAGAAUCGUACAUUCUAUACCAAAGCAGCUGGAUUGUAAAAAUGCUCAAACUCCGCUAUUUACCUAGCAAACAAAAUCAAUAGUAAAGUUAUUUAACCAUUUUAAAAACUUUACAACCUUUCCCAUUUUUUAUGUUUUAUUGAUUAAAGGGAAACUAUAGUGCCAGGAAAACAGACUUGUUUUCCUGGCACUAUAGCUUGCCCCUUGCCAAGGCCUCCCCCUCCCCUAUUAAGGGGUUAAUAUAAGGUAUGAUAUUGCAUAUUAAUUAUACUUGUACAGGGUAAGUCUCUCUGGUAGAGUCUUCAGGAUAUAAUUACUUUACAAAAGUAUAUUUGAUAUGGUACACAGAUGUGUUUACUGACAAAAACAUCUGUUAAUAUGAAAUGUACUUGUGUCUGUUGUGAGUGGGACAUCAAUUAAUCUCUCACUGCUUUCCUGACAGAUAUACAAGGAGAAUAUUUUAGAUUAAACUAGGGAUGCCCAACAUUGGCCAAGUUUGGACAUUCUGUCAAGAGAGAAUGGAAGUUCCAGAUACUCUUCUGUCACUUACCUGGGUCUAGUGCUAAUGUCCCUGGGCGCUGGCUCAGCUCUGUCCACGCUCCUCCCCCAGCGAUGUAUUUAUUUUGACAUGUGACACUCCAUUUAAUUAAUUAUAUUAUUUCUGAAUGCAAUUGGUAAUCACAGAACAUAUUUUGGUGUGCCGUAGCAACGGGGUGAACAAAUUUGCAACCAACAAACUGUUCAUUAAAGAUAAUUAUAUCACAAUAAAAUUAUUUUGCAACUUCAAGGUUUGAAAAUGAUAAAACCUCAAUAACAUCCAUUUUAAUUCCAGGUUGUAGCCCUAUCAUAAAAUGUAUAAAUGUCCAAGAGGCAGAAUGCUUAUGCAAGGCAUUAUAUUAUGACUAGUUGAGGACUAAAGCCAUUUGGCUCUCUAUGCUGAAGACAUUGACGUUUGGUGAACAGGUUGGGGUGCUCAUUAGAUUAAAAGGAGAGGAGUUGAUCCCAUUUAUUAAAAGUUCAGUCAUUCAGAUUUAUUAGACACCUUUUCCCAGUAUUGACACGAUUGCUUUCUAUGAAGAGAGGUACAGUCCAGUCAACCACAGAAUGUCAGUGCUAAUUUUUCAUCAAACCUAAAGCAAUAGCUCCCUAUAACAGAACUUCCCAACCCAGCCUUCAAUGCCCACCAACAUUCCAGGAUUUAGUCAUUUCUUAAUUCUAUUACAAUGGGGAGAAGUUCAAAACCUGGUCUGUUGGUGUGUCUAGUGAUUACAUGCUGAUUCAAUAAUUAAUGAGGGUGACUCAGGGACUAAUGAAAGUAUUUAGAAAAUUGGGCAGACUAGAUGGCCCGAAUGGUUCUUAUCUGCCAUCACAUUCUAUGUUUCUAUUUGAAGCGGCAUUCCGUGUCUUACAGUUAGUUAUGCAGGGUUUUUAUUGCUCUUACUCACUUACUGCAGUCACUCUGGAAACAUCCCAGUGGGACAGUAUAGCCCAAAAGAGACCUGCGAUUAUGGGUCAUCACCCUUGCACAAAUCCUGCCUUGCGUCCCAGACAUGCGGUACUCUGCUAACAGGCAUCCCAACAUAUCUCCAGUUGCUUUGAGUCAGCAGAAUAAUGGUUCUUCAAGUAUGCAAGCAACAAACCCUAUAUUCCAGACAUAGGAUUUCGAGCAUGAUUGACUAUAAGGUGACUUUAGAUGGUCGCCUUGUGCCAAAAGGUUAGAUGGGGCACUGGAUGUCCCAAACUGGCAACCUGCCUGGGCCAUAUGGCUUCUUAAUUAUUCUUUGUAGGGAGCAUUGCUCCCCUGCUUCCUUGCCAGCCUUCUCAUAGUAAAAAGUCUAAAAGGUAUCAGCUAUUACUGUGUAAUCUACGCUUUCAUUUAUUUAGAAUUUUCAUUUUUUUUACCCUAGGUAUGAACUUGAAACAGAAUCUUUUCAAGUGCUGAGCAUUAAGAAUGCAGCUUAUCACAAUCGUAGCUACCUAUUUUCAAACUCAAAGUCCUACUUCCAUGUAGCAGCAGAUGAAAAAGAUCUUUGGAUCAUCUACUCCUCUGAAGCGGACAAAACCAUAAUGGUAGCUCACUUGGAUGAAAAAACAUUCUCCAUCACCCAACACAUUAACACAACAUACCCAAAAACAAAAGCAGGAAAUGCAUUUAUUAUAUGUGGAAUUCUUUAUGUUACUGAUACAAAAGAUUUACGGGUGACAUUUGCGUUUGACCUCUUAAAAGGUAAACAAGUAGAAGCUAGCUUUGACAUGAGGUCAUCAACAUCAGUUCUGUCUAUGCUUUCCUAUAAUGCUAAAGAUAAGCAUUUGUAUGCAUGGGAAGAAGGAAAUUUAUUGUUGUAUCCUGUGAACUUUAUGUCUAAAACAUAAAAUAUUGUACAUUUUCAAUUACAAACCGAUGACCUACCAAAUCUGCUUAAAAGGGCAGUAAACAUGAAAACCUUUUUAUAUUGAGUAGAUAAAACAAAAUGUGCUGUUUUCUGACAUGUCUACAACAUUCACAAGCUAAGAAAAAUGUUUGCUAAAACAUUUAACAUUAGAACAGAAAUAAAUGUGAAUACUGUUUUGCUAAACACAGAAAACUGUUGUAAAAUUUAAGGGGGAUACUCCAGACACCAUGGCAACAACUAUGAAUCCGACAGAGCAAAAAACAAGAUCAAUUUUUCCUCAAAAAAAUAAAAAUAAAUAAAAGACAAAAUAAAAGUCCAAUUUAACUAAUUAAUUUUCUAUCUUCCAAAAAGCAAGUGAGAGAUCUUGUUUGAAUCUGGUCAAAUGUACAUUUCCCAUAAACCACUCUGCAUUUUGUGCAUUCAAGUGAAUAAUGAGGUUUCAUAUAUUUGACAGUACAAACAGUGUACUCUUCUGAAGAACACCAAACCAAAAAGCAAUGCUUUAAGGGUUCAAGUGUUUUUGUGGUGGUUGUUUUUUUUUUUUUUUAAAUCAGGAAGCUGAAAAGUAUACCCUGUUCUUCAUAACUACUGCCAAGUCUGCCAUAAAUUAAUAGUAUAUCACAUUAACUUUCGAGAGAAUGAAUGAUGAACAUUUAGAAGUCAUGUUUGGCACACGCAGAUCAUCAGGCAUUAUACUAGUAUGAAAGGGAGUUUUUACUUUCUGCAGUUAUGAAAAAUAGUUUUUGUAGAUUCUUAUCUAGUGUUAAGUGACUUUCAGAGUGACAAAAAAAAAAAAAAAGGGUUUUCUUUACUUGCCCCUUUAAGUAAAUUGAAUGUAUAAUAAUGAGCUAUUUAUUGUCUAGUAUAAAGUAAUCUUCUUGUAUCAAAGUGCCAUGUUUAUACCUGUAAAUUCUUGUACUAAAUCAAAAUCAUAUUUCUAUAGUUUGAUUUUGGCAAGUGGGUUUCUAUUGACGUUCCCUUAAAAAUAUUUAUCAAUGUAAAAAAAUAUAAAAAAAAAUCACAUCAAAAAGUCAAAGUGUACAUUGGUUGUCUUCAAUCCUUUAAAAAAAUGCCAGACAUUUGCAUUGGAAAGGUAGGUCUAUCGCACAAGUGGUAUUCAAUAUAGAAAACUAGGGACCGAUAUUGCUUCCAACUGGGCUGAAAUGAUUUACAAUACAACUCUGACGUGUAGAUUAUUCACAAGACUUCCAAAAAAAGGUAUGGCCAUGUAGAUUUUAUUAUUUUCCAAUGUUUACUGCUAUUAGAGUUCCAAGGUUACACUACCGCUCUGUGUCAAACAUUAUCUAGUUUAGUAACUGUUGGGAGUUAUUCACUAAACUGAGAAUUACAUUUGAAAUUGAGUUGGAAUUCACAUUGAAGGUCAAAAUAAAAGUCAACACUGAG